AUGGCCCAGAGAUUUGACUUUCCAAUCUGCUCAGGGAUAAAUGCUUACACCAGAAUCCAGGCGCUUCGUCUUGCCCAUCCCCUCAUCUUCUACCUCAAUUUCGAGAGCGGUACGUAUUACUACUCCGAACAGCCCAGCGGCAAGACCGAGUUUGAUGAAGACGGCUUCCCGCUCCCCGUUGGCCAACCCACGCAAGUCAAGGUUGAUGUAUCUGGAUGGUCCCUGGCGUUCUUUGUGGACUUUCCCUUCAAGAGAAUGGCUACUGUACCAGAUAAGAUAAGGAACACGAUUGAGCUUCCUGGAUCCUACAGUGUGAGUCAGCUAUUGAUUGACUUCGGAACUCCUGAGAUACUCAACGUUGCUUGGGACCACUGCAAUACCCCUGGCGUGCCAGAAACCCAAAAGGCUACGUGCCGGGCCGAAAUACGCAUGUUUUUGGAUGCACCAUCUGAUGGGAAGACGACAGAGCAACGUCUCGAGGACAUGUCCGAGAAAGCGCCUCAUUUCCCUCCAACCUCAGUCAGACUGCAGACCAUCAAUUAUCGACCUGAUGGCAAGAAAAUCCAAGACGGAGGUGAAAGGAGUGACCACAACGCUUUUCUCUUCACAGAAAUGACGCAUUCCCGAAAGAUGCCCAACCAAGACCUUCAGUGGUCAGGCGAUUGGUUCUACGGCGGGAUCGGCGGUACCUUGGCAAUGUCGCGAGGGAUCUUCCUUGACCAAUAUCUAGCUGAGAAGCUUCAGCCCGCUAUGUCUGGUCCCUGGAGAAUGGCCAAUCACAUUGGAAACACUUGCACCGAAUCCGAUGGUUACACCCUCAAGGUCCAAUUCAGGGGUGAUAAGGAGUGGGUCUUGAAGAGACCGCAGGAUGCGAGCCUGAACAUGGAGAGAGGUACUGGGGCUCAAUUGGCAUAG
Fusarium musae is the source of this 915-nucleotide messenger RNA. RefSeq lists its product as uncharacterized. The record is from RefSeq and is a predicted model, not a curated record. NCBI's taxonomy places the organism in Eukaryota, Fungi, Ascomycota, Sordariomycetes, Hypocreales, Nectriaceae. The coding region runs from base 1 to 915 and encodes 304 amino acids. The transcript is spliced from 2 exons.